Messenger RNA from Microbotryum saponariae, 1298 nucleotides. Lineage: Eukaryota; Fungi; Basidiomycota; Microbotryomycetes; Microbotryales; Microbotryaceae. The record is from the annotation of a GenBank genome assembly.
AUGCCCCCACCUUCCCCUCCACACUCUCCCACCUUCCUCCCUCUCGAGCUGCUCGAAUCCCAGCUCGAAGCUUUGGACCUCCUCGAAUCGCUCUAUCCUUUACAAGAUGAAUUCGAACUGAUUACCCCACCUACGAGGGAAGGAGUGGAGGAACUGAGGGGAUCGUUAUCUUCGAUCACGAGCACGACUCGUUCUUCUUCAACAAGGAUGAAGAGAUGGGAUCGUUUGACAUUUCGAAUUCGGCUCGACUUCUCCGAUGGGAAAGGACUUGGACAAGCGGAGGUAUCGAUGGGCUUGCCGUUACACUUCGACCCUUCGUCCUCCCCCAGGGCGACUCAACGUCUCGUCCAAGCGACCCUGCAUCAACCUUCUUGGUUACCAAGGGGGGGACAUACAGCUCUUUUGGAGAGACUGCCGAUAUCCCCUUUGUUAAUCGAGGCUCAAGUAGGGGACGCGGCGCAGUUCUUGAUCGAUUGGCUUCAAGUCGUUAGGGAGGGACUGGCCGGACGGUGGAAGGAGCGCGGCGCUGAGCUCGAGUCCGUGGAGUCGACAACGGAGAUUGGAGGGAUAGGGAAGGACAAAGGGGUUGAGGAAAUUUUCAGGGUGUGGUUCCUUUUUCAGUCCUUGUCGACGCGGGAAAAGAGGGAGGAUAUUGUGAGUCUUUCUCCGAGGCGGGCCGAGGAGGCGAGCGGUUUCGAGAGUCGGGACCAGCCUAACGGUGGGAUUGGAGCUGACGACUAUUUCAUCCUGAUUUGUGAUUUAGGUCAAUUGGGCUAAGGAAUACCACCUCACCGGAUUCGUAUUGGCCGGUAUGUAUCCCGACUUUGACCCUCGUCGCCCAUCUGAUCGACAGGUAGACUGACCCCCCUACAUCUCUCGGCACCCCCUCCCCCUACUACCUCGAUAGGCAAACCCGCGCUUCUCUGCCUCGAAGGCGAAUCCAACAAGAUCGAUCAGUACAUGAGUGAGAUCAAGAGUGUAUCAUGGAGUGAUAUACCCAGUUUCCAAAAGAAGGUGCGCGCACUCCAAACGGUCUUCACCUCGGACGCGCAAAAAGUUAAAAAAAAACACAAAUUCCUCACCGUUACCUUCGGCCUUCUUCCUACCAGGUCUCCGAACGCCAUCGCAUUCCCAUCACAUCCCGCAUAUUUUCAAACAUGUCCGAAAUCACGUCUUUGAUUGAGAAAGGGGGUUUCAGGAAUAAUAGGAUCGAGAUGGGGCAGGUGAAGGAGUAUCUGGUCGGCAAGGGGUUGGGGGAGGUGUUUGGCUUGGUGGUGGCGGGGGGAAGCUUUACUUAG